Ornithodoros turicata is the source of this 1087-nucleotide messenger RNA. RefSeq lists its product as uncharacterized. The transcript has 7 exons. NCBI's taxonomy places the organism in Eukaryota, Metazoa, Arthropoda, Arachnida, Ixodida, Argasidae. The record is from RefSeq and is a predicted model, not a curated record. The coding region runs from base 73 to 996 and encodes 307 amino acids.
CUCACCUUGCACUGCGGAUUCACUUGGUCGUUGCGAGCUCCCCAAGAAAGUACCAGGGUUUCUUCUCACACGAUGAGUGCGCUUUUUGAAGGUGUUCCUGCCAUGCCUCCGAAUAUUCUCGAGAUAAGAGGAAAACUCCACAACCAGCCGGGCCUCCACACUAUUUUCGAUGUGCCAGUGAGGGCCUAUGAGCAACACGCGCCUCAUGACAGCUUCGAUGGCGUUACGAUGUCUGUACUGAUCUACACGGUUGGGGACCGCUAUGCUAGAUUCCGCAUUGCAUUCGGGCACGUAUUCCAAGUUGGGCACCAGACUGCCUUCUUUGAAAUCGGUACUUUCGCGGACGAUAACAAAAUCAAGUGUGGCCAUGAUAAUACCGGCCCCACCAAAACCGACACUUCGCGUACGGCAGCCGUGAAAACCUUCUACUGGAUCCAGUUUGUGAGAGAUGCGAGCAGCUUCAGUAUACUCUUCAAUGGUGACUCGUACCACAAGGAGGCGUUACCUGGAAGUCCUCCUGUGUACGACGGCAUGGCAGCGUGGGUAGACCUCGCGGAGAAUCAGGACAUCUUAUGCUUCGAGUGCCACUUUACAUGCGACAAAAGCAAUGUGUCAACUCUCCUGCCAAUGAACCACUGGUUAAUCUCGGAUGAAGUGAACCAAAGCCGAUCUUUCCAACAAAGCGCCAACUUCAAGCUGGGAGGUUCCAUGACCAUUUUCGGAAAGUACAAGAAGACAGGGCAAGGCGACGACAAGAUAAAGCUCGGUAUCAUGAAAGAUUCCGAAGUUACGAUCGAUCCCCCAUCAGACCGCAGUGCAGAUACAAUGCUCCAUCUGACCAUCGAGAAAGGCGAAUUGGUCCUCAUAUACCAGGAUAAUCACAAGACGCUCUUGACGGGUGUGGACGGAACGCACACCGUCCCAGUGAAGAUCAUUGAAAACUUCGACGUGAUAUCGGUUUGCAUGACGUCAGGAAUGGUCAACCCAGAGGUCUAAUAGCUUGGCGACGUGUGAUGAUGGAGACGGUGUCCGUGUGUGUGUGCGUUCCUUUUGAAGUAAUAAAUAAGUAAAAACAUUGAAAAUGUAA